Messenger RNA from Copidosoma floridanum, 2555 nucleotides. RefSeq names its product U3 small nucleolar RNA-associated protein 14 homolog A. Gene Ontology annotation, biological process: rRNA processing. Gene Ontology annotation, cellular component: small-subunit processome; nucleolus. NCBI's taxonomy places the organism in Eukaryota, Metazoa, Arthropoda, Insecta, Hymenoptera, Encyrtidae. The record is from RefSeq and is a predicted model, not a curated record.
UUGUGCUUUUGCUUACUUCUAUGAAAUAUCUGUCUGUUAAAAGUUUUUAAUUGUCAAAUUGUGAAAAAAUGAGUUCGUCUGAAUUUGAGUUUAACGACAGUGAUGAAGAUGCAACUGACAAUCAUGAAAAACUUUUCGAGGCUACAAACAACCUGAACAAAGUGCUCAGGAUACAAAAGCACCAGAGAAGUGAAUUAGCUUUAGUAGAUUCCAAAUAUCAUUUGACGAAAACUAAGUAUGAAAAUAAUGAUCAAACAAAGGCUCAAGAGACUUUAAAAACAUUGAAAAAAAAAGCUAAAGAGGAGCCAAAAGUUAAUACACAAGACAAUGUUUUACCCAAGCCUUUGGAAAAACCGGUUGCAGAGAGAAUACAACGCAUAACAGGGUAUGAAAACACGAGAAAAGAACUGAAUAAAUGGAAUGCCGUUGUAGCCAACAAUCGUACUGCUGCAUGUGUUACUUUUCCCUUAAGUCGAUCUUCCAUAAAGCUUACACCUUCCAAUGAGUAUGUGCAAAGGUAUCGUAUAAAAUCUGAUUUGGAAAUACACAUGGCAUCCUUGAAGCCAAAAGAGGAAUCUGAAGAAGAAGAUGACAAAUUUCAGAUGACUAUGGAAGAAGCAAUAGAGCAGCAGAAAGAGAUUGCUAAGCUUAAGGCGCAAGAGAGGCAUAAAGCAGUAAAAGCUAGGAGACAGAACAAAAUCAAAAGCAAAAAAUUCCAUAGAAUACAAAGAAAAGAAAGAAUGAAGAAAGCUAUGGAAGAAUUUGAAAAAUUGAAAGAGACCGACCCAGAGGCGGCUUUGAAAAAAUUACAAGAGCUAGACAAUACAAGAAUCAAAGAACGCAUGACGUUGAGGCACAAAAAUACUGGCAAAUGGGCCCAAAGCCAAAAAAUUAAAGCCAAAUAUGAUAAAGAGACGAGACAAGUACUAGCUGAACAACUGGCAAUUAGCAGAGACUUGACACAAAAAGUGAAGGAAGAUGAUAGUGACGAAGAUAUGGAUGAUGUACCACCUAUACCACUGUCAAGCAGUGAUAAGGAGAAUCCUUGGAUGUAUCCAGUAAAACCUGAUCAGGAAGUUACAGACUUGAUCAACAAAUACAGAAAAUAUUGCGGAGAAAUAAAUAAAAAUGAAAAAAGUAACAAGUCAUUUCAGGUAUCAGAAAUUUGUGAUUCGACUAAAAAUUCUAAUUCAGUUGAGCAGCUUACCAAAGAGAGUCCAUGCAGUCAGAAUGGUGUAAGUGAAGUGAACGGUGACUUGGGUAAAACCUCAAGUGUUGAAGAGCAAGCACUCAAAAAGAAACUAAAGAAAAAUUUACAAAAAAAAUCAAAAGAUAAACUCAAUAUUAAAUCACCGAAAAGUAAAGCUGCCAAGUGCCAAGAAUCAAAAGUGAAAGUUGGAACAUCUAGUUGGGUCGUUUCAAAUAAUUCAGAUGCACCGAUUCCCAAGAAAGAAAAAAAAGUUCAAGGGAAGAAAAAAUCGUUCUUACUGUCUGCAAUGAAACAGAAUUCGGAUAACGUAGAUGAUAUUGACAUUGAUGAAAUAUUUGAUGUUAUGGAAAAUAAGGUACAGGAAUCCCUUAACAAAAAACUUGCCAAAAAGAAACGUGAACUCGAAAAAGAAGAGAAAAAGGAAGAAAAGAGGAAAAAGAGGAGAAAAAGUAAUAAUAAUGUCAAUGAACUAGAAAAGCUUGGUUUGAAAGGCCAAAGGAUUCAAAGGCCGUCAAUUCAAAAGCCUAUUGAAGAGUCCACAGGUUUGAAACCGCAAGAGAACGACUCAGAACUAGCAAAUAUAACAAAUAUUACUGAAUUCAAUAAAAAAGUAACGUCUCAGCCAAACAAUGCUGAAAUAGAUCCGAAUAAAUUUAUCAACAUAAAGCCGAAACACGUGAAAACUGUAAUACCGAACGAGAUUAGUGAAGCACAUGAUGCAAUAGAUGAUGAAAGUGAGCCAGAAGAAGAUCAACAGCAAAUAAUUAGUGAAGCUUUUGCGGAUGACGAUGUGGUGGAUGAAUUUCGACAAGAAAAAAAAAAUCAGAUUGAAAACUCCCAGCCGGACAACGAGGAUCUGACACUACCAGGCUGGGGCAGCUGGGGUGGCAAAAAUAUUCAAAUACCAAGUCGAAAGAAGAAACGUUUCAUUCUAAAGUUUCCGAAAGCCGAGACUCGUAAAGACGAAAACAAGGGUGACGUCGUGAUCAUAGAGGAAAAGAAUCCGAAGAUUAAGCAGCAUUUGGUCAGUGAUCUGCCCUUCCCCUACACGAGCGUCCAGGACUAUGAGGCAAGCUUGAGAGCACCCAUAGGUCGAGAAUUUGUACCUGAAAAAACUUUCAGUAAGCUCAUUACACCUGCUGUCAAAACGAGGAUGGGGGCGAUCAUCGAUCCUAUGAGCGAGGACAUCCUUGUCAACAUCAAGAGUGAUCUGAAGAAAGGAAAAAAACUUGCAAAAGAAAAAUUGAAAACGGUGAAAAGUAAUAUGAACAGCAAGCCUGGCAAAAUAAGUAAAGCUGGCAAGCCAAACAUCGGAAAGAAAGCUCAGAACGCCAUCAAAGCGUGA